Molecule: messenger RNA, 1416 nt
Organism: Prunus dulcis (almond)
Lineage: Eukaryota; Viridiplantae; Streptophyta; Magnoliopsida; Rosales; Rosaceae
Product: transcription factor bHLH92
Exons: 2
Coding region: 32-820 (262 amino acids)
Molecular function (GO): protein dimerization activity
Source: RefSeq, a predicted model, not a curated record
ACACGGAGACGGAGAGAGAGAAGAAAAGAAGAUGAACAUGGACCAAUAUAUCCUUGAAGCACUGGAAGGUGAGUUUUUGUUGGAUGAGAGUCUUCCAGUACUAAACCAAAGAGCUUUUGUGCCCUACACAAGCAGACCCAUCACUGAAAAAGGGCUUGAUAAGCCUCCUAACUCCAUGAACGUGAACAAGAGGAUGGUACAGUUCCUGAGGAAAAGUUGGGCACCUGCAACUGCCCGAAUCGUAACCGGAGAGGACUGCAGAGAACGCGGUUUUCGCCACAUGCUCAACGAGCGCAUGAGGAGGGAGAAGCAGAAGCAGAGCUACAUGGCCUUGCAUUCCAUGCUGCCAACUGGAGCCAAGAGUGAUAAGAACUGGAUUGUGCAAAUGACAGCCAUGAAUAUUCAGCAACUGCAGAGGUAUAAGGAGGAGCUGAGAAAGAGGAACAUGGAGGUUGAAGCCAUUUUGGUGGCAAACGAAAAGGAGCGAGUGAAUUGGAGCAAGAUUAGAUUAAGGGUGGCUAAUCCAACAUCAGGGGUUGAUUCUAUGCUGGAGGUUCUUAGGUGCUUGCAAUAUUUGGGGUUGAAAGCCAGAAAUGUUCAAUCUAAUUUCUCCGCCCAGGAGUUUUCAGCAGAGCUGGAAAUUGAAACCAAGGUCUCUCUCUCUCUCUCUCCCUCACAAAAGUAUUACAAUUAUUUUUUUUCUGGUUCUUUUCUUCAAAUGCUAGCAAGCCUUGAUAAAUUAGAGAGUUCAAAUCAUUUGUUCCCUUGUCAUCAAGAUAAAAGAAAAAAGAAACAAAUUUGCUCUUCAAAAUUGGAAUAAGGUUGCUAAAAGACAUUGCCUUCUUGCUUCUCAUGAGCUGUCUUCCUUGCAUAUUUUCUACAUUUCAGCUCUAUUAAUUGAUUUGAUUUUUUUUUUUUCUUAUUUAGAAGUUAAAAUUAGAUUUGAGAAAAAGAAAGGAGGUUAUAUAAUUGCCCAUUUAAUCACAAAGUAUUAUAUGUGUAGUUAAGGGAUAAAAUUAAACAUACAUGGAGUCAUGUAUAUGCCUAACAUAACUUGAAAUUCGACUCUCGAACUCUCCACGUUUCUCUAAUUUCAACCACAUAUCACUCUCACUAUUUACCAAUCAAGGUUGAAUAGUAAACCCAAAAUCCCAAAUAUUUAUCACAUAUGAUAUGAUACCGACUUCAUUAUUUUAUUUUAUUUUGGAGUGACACACCACCUUCUGUUUCUUGGCCAACAAUGACACCUACGUCUAAAAGCUUUAUGCAUGGAAAUAGAUAGGAAGAUAUCAAUAGAAAAGGGCAGUCUUAUUCCCAAAUUGAAAUAUAGCAAAAUGCACACGUGGUCUUUCUCACCAGUUACCCCUCGCGGCCUUUUUAUAUAUAAUUCUGAACUUCCUCUAUUUUAUUGUACUU